This is a messenger RNA of Fopius arisanus, 3937 nucleotides long. RefSeq names its product structural maintenance of chromosomes protein 3. Bases 27 to 3593 code for a protein of 1188 amino acids. The transcript is spliced from 4 exons. Gene Ontology annotation, biological process: mitotic sister chromatid cohesion. Gene Ontology annotation, cellular component: chromosome; mitotic cohesin complex. The record is from RefSeq and is a predicted model, not a curated record. NCBI's taxonomy places the organism in Eukaryota, Metazoa, Arthropoda, Insecta, Hymenoptera, Braconidae. Gene Ontology annotation, molecular function: ATP binding; protein binding; ATP hydrolysis activity.
AGUGGAGAGAGGGAAUCUCCUUCAAAAUGCAUAUUAAAAAGAUCGUCAUUGAGAAUUUCAAAUGCUACAAGGGCCGGCAUGUUUUCGAUGGAUUCCAUCGAGGACAUAAUGCUAUAGUCGGUUUCAACGGUUCGGGUAAGAGUAGUCUCCUGGAGACGAUCAGCUUCGUGCUGAGUAAUCGGUACUAUCCGAUUACUAUGAGCCAGAGGACUUCAGUGAUCAACGAUAAUCCAGAAAAUGUCACGCGUUCAGCCUCAGUGGAGAUAAUUCUCUCCAACGAGGACAACGUGCUCCCAGUGGAUGCCCCAUUGGUUCGAAUUCGCAGGGAGAUCUCCCGAGAGUUCAAUCGUAUUCUCAUCAACAACGAGAGCUUUUCUCCUCCUGAAUUCUUUCAGCUUUUCUCUGCUCUCGUCCCCAAGGAGAAUCCCUACUACAUCGUAUGCCAGGACGAAGUGACUCAGUUGGCGACCGGUCCUGACUCUCUCAGGUUCCAGGUGAUCUCCACAGCAAUUGGAGUCCACGAGUUCGACGAGGGUCUCGCCGAGCUCCUCUCUGAGAUCUCCAAAAAAAGUGAAUUCCUAGCGCGAAAGACAAACGAGAUGGAAGACCUCAAGAAAAUGCUCACGGAUUUGACAAGAAAAUACAACACCUUCCACAAGAUAAACAAGACAAAGCGGUACCUGGAGCACCAGCUCUGCCAGUUGAGCAUCCGCAAGAUGAAAUCAGAGCUCUCAAAGAUGGAGGAACCUUAUGAAAAAGAGCUCCUGAAGGCUGAGACCCUGAAGACAACCCUGGAGGGAGUGACCGCCGAGUGGCAGGCCCUAAAAAACGAAGCGCGAUCGAUCCAGGAUGAGAUAGACCUCCAGAAGAAGCUCGAGAAAAAAUUUACAACCGAAGACAUCGGUCUCACCCAGAGCCUCCACUCCCUGAACCGCGAGGAAAUUCAAAUCCAGGAGAAACUCCAAGGGCUGGAGUCCGGAGAGCUCGAGAGUUUCGAUAAAAAACACGAGAAUCUCCUCACCAGGAUAUCAGAACUCGAGGAGAACUCCAGGGAUAUCGAGAAAGACCUCCUGGCAGCAAGAGAGACAGAGGAGAAAUCCUCUCGAGAGACAGAACGCCAUGAGUACCAGCUGCUGGGACUCUUCAGGAAGAAGACAAUCCUGGAGAAAUUAAGGGAUGGCGAUCACGACAUGAGUGAGAUUCUCCCAAGAGGUUCACAGCUGGAGAGAACUAUUCGAGAGGAAGAGGAGCAGGUGCACCAGGAGGAGAUCCAAGUGAACAAAACGUUCGCCAAGAAGACGAGCGUUGAAAAAAACCUUGGGGAUUUGAGGAAUAAAUUGAACGAGAAGAAGUUACAGCUUCGAGAUGAUAAAAAGAGGAAGGAAGAGCUCCUGAAGGCUAGGGAGGACCUCCUGGGUGUGAGGAAGGAGCAGCAGAGAGAGGCAGCUAAGAUGCGCGAUGAAAUAGAAGCCCUGACGAGUAGAAUUGACACGAUAAAAAGAAAACUGCGGUCAGUGGUACGAGGGGAUGUCCUCGAAGGGAUUGAAUCGGUCAGGAAAGUCCUGAAUGCUUGGAGAGAGAGAGAUGACAGGCUUGAUCUUAUCAAUGGGGUCAUGGGAAUUCUCCUGGAGGGAUUCACCUGCACAGAACCUGCGGUGGCAUUUGCUGCUGAGGUCAGAGCUGGGGAGCGUAUGUUCCAUCAUGUCGUGAGGAACAGGAAGGUCAUCUCCGAGGUUCUGAACGAAAUAACUGAGAGAAAGCUUGGAGGAAUCGUUUGCUUCAUACCCCUGGAGGAUGUGGAGCAGAGGAACUUCAGGUAUCCUGAGAAUUUAUCCUGUAAGUCGAUGAUUUCAUUUCUGGAACCGAGGGAGGAAUUUCAGAAAGCUGUGGAUUUUGUUUUUGGUAGUUCUGUUAUCGUCAAGAAUUUGGAAGUGGGUGUCGCUGUUGGCAGGGAGUAUGGCCUCCAGGCGAUUACUCUUGAUGGACAGCAGGUCCUGGGGAAGGGGAAAUUCAAGGGUGGAUAUAGGAACAGGAAUUUCUCCAGGGUGGAACUUUAUAGAGAGUACAGCAGUGCUAGGGAGAAACUUGAUGAUCUCACGAGGGAAUACAGGCAUCAGAUGUAUUCUGUCCAGAGGAUCGAGGAGGAGCUCGUCCCUGUGAUGAAUCAACUCCAGGAGAUCAAUGUGAAGAUCCAGGCCUCUGGUCAGAAUAUCACGGAGCUCCAGGUUCACGUAGCAGAGGCUUCUAUCUCUCUGGAGUCCAUUGAAAAAUCUUAUUUCCCCUUGAAGAGGAUUUUGGAUGACUCCAGGAUGAGACUUGACGAAUCCAGAGGCACACGAGUUGAGAUGGAACACCUGCAGGAAAUGCCGAUUGAAGAGGUCGAGGAAGAGAUCCAGAGACUCCAGGGGGAGUCCUCAGAGCUGGAAAAGCAGAAAAGACAGGCGACUGAAUUGAUUCCUCACCUGGAGGGGAGACUGAGAGGAACUAGGGAGCAUUUAUCUCAUCUUCAGGAGGACAGAGAGAAGCUCGAGGAGUCGACGAUGGAAUAUUCAACAGAAUUCCUCCAGGAACGUCUCGUUCUUGUCAGACAGGACCAGAAGAAGUGCAAGGAAAAUCUGAAGGAAGUGAGCAAGGAGCUCCAGGAGAUUCGUUCCAAGAUUAUUGAAUUCUCGGAGCAGCUGCCUCCCUUGGAGAGAAAUCUGAUAAAACUGAGUAUGAAGAGGGACAGCGCCCUGAUGACCUGGGAAGCCGCCAAGGAGGACGUGGAGACGAUGCAGUCCCAGGUGAAUUCUCUGGAGGAGAAAGUGAAGGAGUGGGAGGAGAGGGCAGGCAACCUCGGGCCCAUUCCCAGGAUUCCGAAUUCCAGGAUCUUUGAUAAUCUGGGGGAAAAAUCCCUGGAGAAGAGGAUGAAGGAUCUGAGAAAGGAGGAGGAUCGACUGGGGCCUGUGAAUCCUAAUGUCAAGGUCAGAAUGCAGGAGCUGGAGGAGGAGUUGAGAUUUCUGGAGACUCUGAUGGAGACGGAGGAGGAGAGGAAGGCCAAUUACCAGGAGAAGAUGAUGAUAAUUAAUCAGAAGAGAUUCGAGGCGUUGAGGGUGGGAUUUCAAAGGAUUAAUGAAUACUUUGAGGAGAUAUUCGGAGAAAUUGUGAGGAAUGGAAGGGCUAGACUUUAUCCGGUGGAUAAGCGGGGGAGGGAGCUCGAUGAGUUGCGGUGGAGGAGGGUCCAGGGGGUCAGGAUAAAGGCGACUUUUGUUGGAGGACAGCAGAUGGAUAAGAUGAAUCAAUUCUCUGGGGGGCAGAAGACUGUUAUGGCUGUUGCUCUCAUUUUUGCAAUUCACAGAUUCAAGCCUGCACCAUUUUAUCUGCUUGAUGAAAUUGAUAAAGCACUGGAUCAAAGCUUCAGGGCCUCUGUUGCUGAACUUAUCCACAGGAUGAGUGCUACAGCACAGUUUAUGACGAUUUCUUUCAGCGGUGAGUUGUUAAUGCAGGCUGACACUUAUUUCAGAGUCACUUCUCGUCGUGAUUCCUCGCAUGUUGAGGGCUGCAGCAGGGAAGAAGCUGUGGAGAUCGUCAGGAGAGACUCCGAAGAAGAAUAAUAUCAUUUUUUCAUUCACAUUAAAUUUACUUAUUGUUUGGUUUUAUAUUGAAGACGUGAAAUUGUUGAUAAUUAUUAUUUUCGUUUGUCUUUUUAAUUAGAUUCAUUUUUGUUUGUAAAAUAGAAUAUAUCACUGUAAAAUCAUUCGUUUAUUUUGACUGUAUCUUACAAAAAGCUGAAAGCGAUAUGAAAUAAAACGACUUCAGACAAGAUCAUCGAGAAUUUUCUGGAUGACAAGAUUAAUUGAUUAUGAAUGACCUAUGAGGAUGUACUACUUGUCCUUGCGUUGACUCGUCAGACUGUCAUGGAGAUUAGCAACAGCUGUUUCCACCAGCUCAGGGAUGA